Ruditapes philippinarum (Manila clam) is the source of this 1758-nucleotide messenger RNA. Its product is annotated as carbohydrate sulfotransferase 10-like. Gene Ontology annotation, cellular component: membrane. The coding region runs from base 1 to 1440 and encodes 479 amino acids. The record is from RefSeq and is a predicted model, not a curated record. Lineage: Eukaryota; Metazoa; Mollusca; Bivalvia; Venerida; Veneridae. Gene Ontology annotation, biological process: carbohydrate biosynthetic process. The transcript has 4 exons. Gene Ontology annotation, molecular function: sulfotransferase activity.
AUGCGAGUAGACAGGGUAUAUCUUCAAGUAUUGCCGGUGGGUCCUCCAGCUCACCAGGAUCGGCAGAGUCAGCAGGUUGGAGUGGUCGGCGGGCCUAGAUGGCUCUUCUUGUAUUCCUUUCUGUGCUUGGGAACUUUCUUCUUUGGCGUAGAUCUAGCAGUUGACAACUGGUUGAGGGUGUCAGCAGGUAGUUGUGGUUUUCGUUGUACAGUCCGUGCUGACGAAGAGGCCAUACUCAGUUCGUUAUGUGGAAAGAACAGACUUGUAAUAUUCAUUUUGAUGAUGGUGCCGUGCCUGAUUGUCAUCGCUUAUCAAAAAGGCGUGAAUGACACGUUAGCUUUCGGUGUUCAACUUGUGCGUCCAUCAGUAAAACAGAAAGAGGUUGUUCAUACAGUUGAAUACAUUCUUGAUCAAAGAAUACAAAGGGUGCAAAGCGUUUGUGCACGUAUAGGUAUUGUGUCAAAUAAGACGUCAGAACUAUCUGGUGUACCGUCAGCAAAUUUGUCAUAUUGUGCUGUGCAAAAAGCCGGAUGUACUAUGUGGAUAAGAUUAUUCAAGUUUAUGGCAGGACAAAAAAGGGAAACAGGAAGUCCAAUGACAUUGACAAAAUAUUUGAUACAUAACCACGCUCCAGGCUUCUAUAAGACAUUCCGGCGUAUUGGCAACGAGGAAAGAUUAGCACAUUCCGUUCGAACAAUGACUGUUAGGAACCCCUACACACGAUUAUGGUCCGCUUAUAUUGAUAAGUUCUUACUACCGGAUUUUUGGUUUUCUAAAGGAAAGCACAUUAUAAGAAUGGUACGCAAAAAUCCUCAGACAUUUUCAAAAGAUUGUGGACAUGACGUUACAUUUCCAGAAUUCAUAGAAUAUGUGAUCACUAUAGGACAUAAGUUUGACUACUGGAAUCAGGACAAACAUUGGUUACCUGCAAGUGAUAUCUGUGAUCCAUGUGUAUUUAAGCCCAGUAUCAUUGGGAAACAGGAAACAUUCUUACAAGAUUUGAAGUACACCCUUAAAACCGUUCGACUAGAUUAUCUUUUACCUAAUAUAACAGCGAUAGAUCAUAUCGAAUAUGAAAUUAAAGAUGCAAUUGACUUCAACUUUAAAAUAUUUCCAAGGGUAAAGAACUGUAUAGAUACUUACGAAUUGUGCAAAAGAAUUUGGACAGCGUUUAUCUUGAACGGUUAUCUGCCAUCAGAAGAACCUUUCCCGACCAAUAUUUAUCACGACAGUUUGAACUCGGAGUCUUUUUAUGAACUUGUUAAAAGCGUACGAUCAAAGUAUAACACUUCACAUGCCAAUACAAAAGAAAGGCGUAAACAUGCUCUUACAACUGCAUAUAAACAGAUUAAUGAAACCAAGAUGAAUGAGUUAAAGAAGCUAUAUAAGAUGGACUUUGAACUAUUUGAUUAUAAAUCGGAGCUGGAAAUAAUGAAUUAAGAAUGAAAUGAUGAAAGGAUACAUUUUGAUAUCAAAUCAGAGAUGUGCAACAUUGGUGAAAAUAUAUCAUAGAAUACAAUACCAAUGCAAUACAAGUUCAAAUAAUCCCAAGUUAAAAGAAGUAGCGGAUAUAAAUAUAAAGGGGCAUAUAUCCAAAAAAUUUAAGUCACAUCUGACCUCAAUCAUGUUACGGGGGUAUUGUGAGGUCAGAUGUGUCAGAUUUAUUUAACUAAUUAUUUUCUUUUGAAAUAUAAACAACAUUAAUAUUUUUUUUCAAUUUCUGGCGUCCUUUGUUAAAUUUUAGGACUUUGAUACGUG